Molecule: messenger RNA, 831 nt
Organism: Desarmillaria tabescens
Lineage: Eukaryota; Fungi; Basidiomycota; Agaricomycetes; Agaricales; Physalacriaceae
Product: mitochondrial import inner membrane translocase subunit tim23
Exons: 5
Coding region: 58-696 (212 amino acids)
Biological process (GO): protein import into mitochondrial matrix
Cellular component (GO): TIM23 mitochondrial import inner membrane translocase complex; mitochondrial inner membrane
Molecular function (GO): transmembrane protein transporter activity
Source: RefSeq, a predicted model, not a curated record
CUUGGAUUCAAGCCACAUCCAGCUUCUUCCGAGCGCCCCCUUCCCUAUACCGUCCCUAUGUCGUCGUCGUCGCAGGCCUCGUCCUCAAGCAGCCCAACAGACUACCUACGAAAUGCGACAUUCUCUCAGUCCCAAGACUCGUCGUCGUCGUCUGGCGGUGCUGUUACCGCAUCUGACCUGCUAAUGGGCGCGUAUGACCCAGCAAAGCUGCACCCGCUGGCCGAGUUCGGUGACAAAUUAGAUUAUCUUCUUCUCGAAGAUGAAAAGACAAAUGAUAUCCCUGGCGCUGGUACUGCUGUUCCCUCCAGGGGUUUUAGUGAUGAUCUCUGUUAUGGAACUGGUACCAUGUAUCUCGGUGGUCUGGCCCUUGGUGGUUUGUGGGGCAUGCGCGAAGGCGCUCGAAGACCGCUUGCUGUGUCAAACACCAGACUGCGGAUCAACAGUAUCCUCAACUCCGUGACUCGACGAGGCACAUUUAUUGGCAACUCGGCUGGUGUCCUCGCCCUCGUGUAUAAUGGAGUUAAUUCUUCCAUUGACGCUAUGAGAGGAAAGCACGAUAUUCUCGGAAGCAUGGGAGCUGGUGCAAUUACGGGAGUUCUGUACAAGUCAACGGCCGGAGUAAAGCCCGCGCUCUCAGCAGCAAUUUUCAUGUCCGGGGUAGCAGGAGUUUGGAGUUAUGUCAAAAAGAUCGUUUAAUCGACACCUUAUGUAUUGUCUAAUACUAAUCCCUACUUCUUGGACCUGGCGCUUGAUGGUAUCUCUAGAUGGCGGCAUAUCCUUUGCCAUAUCAGGGCCCCUGAUCUGACAUACUUCCAGAACGUUAGGUGAUCU